AAGUGUAUAUUCGAUGCCAUGGGACGAAAGAUUGAGGAGCUUGACAGUGAAACACAAGAACUGCUGGCAGCCUCUGUCACUAUCCCUUCACUUUCUAUCCUUGUGCAGGAGUUGGUAUAUAACAGUAUAGACAGUGGAGCUACGUGUAUUGCUGUCAGAAUCAACGUAGACAGGUCCUCUAGAGUACAGAUAGUAGACAAUGGGUGCGGAGUACAGAACGUGGUCGACCUAUGCGAACACCCACCAACCAACAAACGUAAAAUCUCCCGGAAGUUGUACGGGACCCGGAGAGGAAGUCUGUACAGUAUUGUUAAGUUAUGUGAACGAGUGAGUGUAACCACCAGGCGCCACAACUCUACCAUUACCAAGACAUUCUCCUCUUAUGACAAACCAAAAGUCGUGACUGAAAAACGAAACCGCCACUCUAUAGGCACGACAAUAACCAUUGACAAUGUGUUUAAUAACAUGCCGGUGAGAUCAGCUUGUGUCUCCUACAUGGACCUCGAACAAACUAAAGAUACCCUCCUAAAAGUAGCAGUAGCUAACCCCAGUGUAGCGAUAACUUUGAAAGAUAUCCACUCCGGAACGAAGCUGUUUCAGACCCAGUCUUCUUCAGCUUACUCUGACAACUUCAUGAUCUACUGCCAUCAUGCAAUAGAUUGGGAAAGACUGUCUCAAGUCAAGUUCGAUGUGAAUGGGUACAAGUUGACUGCUUUGUUGAGCAAUGAACUUCACCACAAGCCAAGACAGUUGGUGUACAUUAACCGACACCACAUUGAGGAUGAGCGCAUUAGAAAGUUUGCUAAUGACAUUCUCACCUCUGCACUGGGCUCAAAAGAUAGGAAAAACCAAGAGAACAGAUUUCCAGUUUUCCUAUUUCUAAUCACUUGUAAACCCAUCAAAGUAGACAUGUGCUUUGAGUCCAACACGUUCUGUGAGUUCCACGACUGGGACAGUGUCUUCACAUUAGUUUACAGAUGUAUUGCUAGUUUCCUUGAAGCCGAACAAAUCCCUCUAGAUGUUACAGAUGAAGAGCUGGCCCGACUGAAGACUCCUUGUCUAUCUUUGCAGUCCAUGCUGAGAGUCGCUUCUCCCAAUAUCAAUAUCAAAUCAGAUAAAGCUUUGAGACCUAGCAAGUAUAGGUCGUUGGCUCCACCUGACAGCAUGUUCCCAAGACAAAAUGAUAAUGAAGCAAAUGACAGUGCCACUGACGACCCGUCACCCAGAAAAUUGAUUAAAGAAACUGUCCUCUUAGAAACUCCUAAGAAGACCAAUCACCCAAAAUUUGUUCCAAAGAAGACUCGACUUAUCAAUGAUGUAAACUUUUCACCCCACAAUGAGAGAAACCCUAAACCAUGGAAUCUAAAAACACCUGAAAAGUUGAACAGUGAAGACAAGGACCAGAUAUUUAACACUCCUACUUCCUGGAUCACCGGAUCAACACUGUCGUAUUUGCAUAAUUCUCCUGCUCUCGAGCACCUGCAGAAAGAUAACGAGAAGCGAGCUGCAAGGGUGAUCAAAUCCUCAAAAACCGUUGAAAAAUCUCAUCCCCUUGAAAAAUAUCUGAAAACGGAAAAUUGUAGGCGUCGUUCUUCAACACCUCUACGCCCGUUGAAGCCCGCCGUUUUACAGCUCACCAUAUCCCCAAUUGGACAGCCUCAAAGGAUUAGAGACGCUCCGAGCCCGUCUGUACAAACAAAAAGAAAGAGAAGCUACCAGUCGACCAGUUAUAGUGUCUCCAAGAAACAAGUAACAAAGACAGACCAUAUUAUUGAAAUGAAAACUGAACGGUCACGUUUCCACUUUGAAACACCGAGAUUCAUUUUAGAUGGCCAGAAUCAUUCCUCGUCUCAUAUGCAGACAAAAGGUGCCAAUUUGUUCGGCGAAAUGAAGGACUCUGGAUACCAGACUCCUUUGGGAUUUGAGUCAAUCGAUUUAAAAAAGUCGAGUGAGCAACCAUUCGACGUUUUUGAGGAUGAAGAGGAGAAAUUUGUCAUGGAUGAGAGUUCGGUCCGAGAUUCAUUUGACCCAAAGCCACGAUUCAAGGUCUACUCGGAUGAUAGCAAGGCCCCGACCAAUGAUGAUGAGGAAACCAACCAUGAUUCAGCUUUAACCGGAGAAAACUCUGUCCUACAUUUCAGUCAAGUCUCUCAAGAAAAACAGACAGCUGAAGAUGAUCCUAAAACGCUGACGAAAGGUUCGGAAGAAAACCAGCGUGUUCGUGUUAUGAUCGUCGGCCAUAGUAAGGUAGAGACUGCCUGUUCCCCUAUAAAGAUAACUGUUGAUCGUGGCUGUUCACCAGUAAACUUCACCCAACUCAACAUCUUGAGUGCGUGCAAAGAAAGUGUUCCACACCAAGCUGUUGAAAUAGCAGAAGAAAUCGUACAAAGUAGGCCCAAAGUCAACAGUUCCAGCGAGAUACAAAAUAAUCAAAGUUAUCAAAGCUCCACCGAUAGAGGAAGUUUUCAAAGCGAGGACGGUUCAAUUGAGCAAUCCUGCUCAUUUGACAGCUUCGGUGACAUGAACGGAUCACUGAACAUGGACGGAUCACUCCUGUCUGAUGUAGAAAGGGAGAUAGACGAACUAACCAAGUCCCGUGACUUGUCCGCUUACUCUCAAGAGAACUGUCCCAUCAAAUCACCGUGUCUGGAGUGCCACUCUAUAUCUACUCACACAGUGAUGAAACGUCUUGACUUCGCUUCUCAGGUACUCCACAAACCAGACCACGCUGACAAGGAGAAUAUCCAGCCAGAGUUCCACGUGAUAGCUCCGGUGACUGCUGCAAGUCAUCUUGUUGCUGAUUAUUCACCUUGGAAUAAAGAGGGACCUAAAAUGACCGUCCACAAACGUCCGCAACCAUUGGAUGUAAGAAAAUGGAAAAGUGACGUGUUCACAACCCACGGAGAAGGUUCAUGGCGCAUUCAAACGGACUCUAAGGUCAAUAGAAAGUUCUUGUUAGAUGCCACAAAGUUUGAUAAGAGUGUGUUCGAUGGGAUCCAAGUUAUAGGACAGAUUGAUGAGAAGUUCAUAGGCUGUGUUUCUUCGGAGGGAAUGCUAAUUCUGGUGGAUCAACACGCCGCCCACGAGAGGGUCAGACUGGAGUGCAUGCUGGACACUGUUCACAAAAAUUGCAAGGCUACCAAAGAAGUUGAGUUGAAAAGGCUGUGCAACCAUAUCCCAAUCAAGAUCUCAAAAGCGGAUGGAGAAUUUAUCAUCCGCAUAUCCUCCAAAUUAAGACAUGUUGGGUUUGAGUUUGAUGCUGGUAAGUUCCAAUUUCUCAUCACAGCAAUCCCAGCGUUCUGCUUCUCAGAGUCCAAUCAUCUCAACAUCUCGGUUGAGGAUAUCGUCACCUCAUUCCACCAGACUGUGCAGCAGAUAAAAGAAUCAAAGGGAAGUAAUCUUGCCCUUCCUGCGCUACUGGUGGACUAUCUCCACUCUAAAGCGUGUCACGGUGCUAUACGGUUCGGAAAUGAGCUGACGCCACAGCAGUGUAUUGUUCUAAUUAAACAACUCAGUGUUUGCGAUCUUCCUUUCCAAUGUGCACAUGGUAGACCCUCGUUUGCUCCUAUUAUCAAGCUGAAAGAUGAGCAGCUGGCUAAAUUUAAAGGGUUACGGCUGGAUGUAGAUCCUAUCUGCCAGGAACUUAGCUUUUUGAAGCUCAGGUCACGUUGCCAAACCUCUUUAUAAAGAACGUGUCGUUGACGUUUUUCAUAGUGAAUAUAACUUGAUGUAGUAGUUGCAAUGAUGAGUGUUUAUUUAAUGCACGUAUUUUUAAAUGCAGUAAUUGUCUAUUUUUUUCAUAAUACAGGGUGGCCAAAAUGUAAUACCAACACGCAAGCCUUAAAUAACUCACGUAAUUGGCAUCAGAAUUGCUUUAAAAUUUCAGAGAAUAUAGAUAUGGGUCAAACUUAGAUUUCCUGAAAUUUUCGUAAAAUUAUAAAAUCACAUGUGUCUGGAAAUGUUGGAGUUCCUAACUCAAAACGUUCUCACUUUAUGGUGACAAAAGAGGAAAAGAGGGAGUGGUGUGCCACACCCUCUGUAAUUGAUGAAAUGUUACGAACAGUUCAGGAAAUCUAAGUUUAACCCAUAUCUAUAUUCUCUGAAAUUUUUGAGCAAUUCUGAUGCCAAUUACUUGAGUUAUUUAAGGGUUGCGUGUGGGUAGUUACUUUUGGGCCACCCUGUAUUUUAAAGUAUGUAUUUUGUAAUCGUGUUUUGAGCGUGUUUAAAAAUGUGUGGUACCAAAAAUGCAUGUAAAAAGUAAACUUUGCUUAUUGCUAUUGUAUUGCGAGUUAAAUGUUUGCAUGAAGUUGUCUAUUUUUGCAUUUUACCAUUAAAUGUGAUAAUAUUCAUAUUGUGUGAAAUUUCAGAAUUAAUUGGUCAAAUUAUUUUUAACGAGAACUGUAUUUUUGUGAUAGCAUAAUUAGAAAUGUGUUUAAAUAUAAUAUUAAUUGUGUGUUCUUUUUUCCUGACGUUUGGUAUAGGGUUGAUCUAAAGAAAUGUGAUUUUAAAGAAUAGUUGAUCAGAAUUAUUAUCAUAGUUAACCAUAUUAUAUACAUUAUAACAUAUCAUUUUAUAUAAAUAAACUUGUUUAUAAAUAAACUUGUUUCCAUUUAUAAUUGUUAUUUUGAAUAGCAUGAAUUGUAUUGUAAUUGUAUCUCUAAAUUAUUAACCAAUAUUUUAAAUUUGUGUGUAUUCUAAGUACCAUUAUGUAGGUACUUUACCGUAGUUAACGAGAUGUUCAAACAAAUAUUAUCAAUUGCAUCAAUUACAUGAAUAUAAAUAAAUUUGAAUUUCGU
Bolinopsis microptera is the source of this 4796-nucleotide messenger RNA. RefSeq lists its product as uncharacterized. Lineage: Eukaryota; Metazoa; Ctenophora; Tentaculata; Lobata; Bolinopsidae. The record is from RefSeq and is a predicted model, not a curated record. Gene Ontology annotation, molecular function: ATP hydrolysis activity; ATP-dependent DNA damage sensor activity; ATP binding. The coding region runs from base 19 to 3687 and encodes 1222 amino acids. Gene Ontology annotation, cellular component: mismatch repair complex. Gene Ontology annotation, biological process: mismatch repair. The transcript has 3 exons.